This is a messenger RNA of Amyelois transitella, 2281 nucleotides long. It is a transcript of the gene ApepP, whose product is annotated as xaa-Pro aminopeptidase ApepP. Bases 289 to 2190 code for a protein of 633 amino acids. Gene Ontology annotation, molecular function: metalloaminopeptidase activity. The record is from RefSeq and is a predicted model, not a curated record. NCBI's taxonomy places the organism in Eukaryota, Metazoa, Arthropoda, Insecta, Lepidoptera, Pyralidae. The transcript has 18 exons.
UUUGAUAUCAUAAUCUGGCUAACCAAUAUUUAAAAUAAGAAUGUCUCACUAGAAACUCACACUAUAUUUCUGAAAUCAAGACGUAGGUACUUAUUUGUAAUUUGUUUGAUUUUCAUACAUUGGUUUGAUAAAUGUUUUAUUUAAACAAGAUUAUGAAUAUGUACUUAUUUGUGUUAUCUGUAUGUUGUAUUUUAGUAUAACAGCAAGUUUCACUGGAAUAUAUGGCUGACUGGGAACCGUGUGACAGCGACUAAUGAUACAAAUAAUCCAAAGGCAUUAAAAACAAAAAUGUCGCUGCAGCGUUUGACGGCGCUCCGGGCGCUUAUGGCAAGCCAGCCUAACCCGCUCGCGGCCUACAUCAUACCCACGGCAGACGCCCACAAUUCCGAAUACAUAAGUCCCGCGGACGCCCGCCGGGAAUGGAUAUCCGGUUUCACUGGGUCAGCGGGCACGGCCGUGGUGACCGGAGCCCGAGCGCUGCUCUGGACCGACGGCAGGUACUACACGCAGUUCGCGAACGAGACAGACCCGGCCGUGUGGACGCUGAUGAAGGAGUCGUUACCCGAAACCCUGACAAUGGAGAAAUGGUUGACAGCUAACCUGGUGUCGGGAGAUUUGGUGGGCGUGGAUCCUCACACCAUCAGCAGGGAGGAAUGGAAUAAUUUGCAGACGAACCUCAUCAGGUCGAAGAUGGCGCUGAUCGCCGUGGAGAAGAAUCUGGUGGACGAGGUCAGGAUUCAGAUGAACGACCCACCUCCAGCGAGAUCAAGAAAUGAGAUAAUACCCCUCCCUAUCAAAUACACUGGCAAAGCCGCCGGUGAGAAGAUACAAGAGUUGAGAGCUAAGAUGGCUGAGAAAAAAGCCGCCGCUUUGGUUGUGACAGCUUUAGACGAAGUUUGUUACGUCCUGAACCUCCGUGGUAGCGACAUUGAAUACAAUCCGGUGUUCUUCGCGUACUUGCUCGUAACUCCCACGUCGGUAGUGCUGUCCUGCUCGCACACACUCUCCGACUCUGUCUUGGACCAGUUGAAAUCGGAACGUGUGGAUAUCACGCUGGCCCCAUACGAAUCGAUAACGGAGACUCUGACGCAACAUGCCAAAAAAGUAGCUGAAAGUGAACGUCGUCCUAUUUGGCUUUCCAGCGAAGCAAGCGAGGCUAUACACAGCGCUGCGUCUGGUAUGACCGUUUUGAAAAGACCACUCGAUUUGAUUUCUGAAGUUGCCCCUGUAGCGCUGAUGAAGCUGAUCAAGAACGAGGUGGAACUUCAGGGUUUCCGCGCUUGCCAUAUCCGAGAUGGAAUAGCAGUCAUAAGGUUCUUCCGCUGGCUGGAACAGAACGUUAAAGAAUCUUCUGUCAGCGAAGUGCAGGCGGCCGACAAACUGCUGGAGUUCAGGAAGGAAGAGGCGGAUUUCAUGGGGCCCUCGUUCGAGACGAUCUCGGGCACGGGCCCCAACGGGGCGGUCAUACACUACACGGCGUCCAGGACGGGGCCGCAGCACGUCAUCAGCCCGAAACACAUGUACCUGUUGGACUCUGGGGGCCAGUAUAGAGAUGGAACAACGGAUAUAACCCGAACUCGCCACAUGAGCAAGGCGAGCCCGGAACAGCGGGACGCGUUCACACGCGUUCUUCAAGGGCAGAUGAUGAUAGGCAGCGCCUUGUUCCCCAGGGGGAUCAAGGGUAACGUCCUAGACAGCUUCGCUCGGAAGGCCCUCUGGGACGUUGGGCUGGACUACGCGCACGGCACCGGCCACGGGGUCGGCCACUUCCUCAACGUGCACGAGGGGCCCUCGGGCGUCUCCUGGAGGCCGUACCCGCGAGACCCGGGGCUCCGCCCGGCGCAGAUACUCAGCAACGAACCCGGUUACUACAAAGUUGGUGAAUACGGAAUUCGCCACGAGGACCUGGUGGAGAUCAUCGCGGUCACCAAGGAUUCUGACCAUCCGAAGGCUAAAGGCCUACUCGGCGAUUUCGAAGGUUGCGGAGUCCUAGGGUUCCGCACACUGACCAUGGUGCCCCAUCAGAGAGACUGCAUCAAUGUGGAGCUGCUGAAUGAUUUUGAGUUGAACUACAUCAACAACUACCACAAAACGGUGUUGGAGACAGUCGGGCCGAUUUUGAAAGAACGCGGACUAAUGAGCGACCUGCAAUGGCUGGAAAAUGAAUGUCUACCAUUGGUCAGAGCUUAGUUCCAAAUAAUCGACGAAUAUAAGCAAGUUCCAAUAAACAAUGUGCAUUUUAAUCAAAAAUAAUUAAAAAUAUAUUUUCUGAGAAUAAAAA